This is a messenger RNA of Salvia hispanica, 1255 nucleotides long. It is a transcript of the gene GRF6, whose product is annotated as growth-regulating factor 6. NCBI's taxonomy places the organism in Eukaryota, Viridiplantae, Streptophyta, Magnoliopsida, Lamiales, Lamiaceae. Gene Ontology annotation, biological process: regulation of DNA-templated transcription; developmental process; DNA-templated transcription. Gene Ontology annotation, molecular function: ATP binding. The record is from RefSeq and is a predicted model, not a curated record. Gene Ontology annotation, cellular component: nucleus.
AAAGAGAAAGAGAGUGUUGUUGCAGCAGCAGUGUGAUCAGAACCAUUAGUUUUUAUCCAUGUACAGAAGAUUCUGCAACUCAAAUGGUCCCUGAAAUAAAUAUACCUACUCUCUCAGCAUUCACUCUUUAACCCUCUCUUCUUUCUCUCUCAGUACUUUCAUCAAACACCUUCCCUACCCUCUCUCUUUCUCUCAGUAAAAGGAAGAAGAAGAAGAUGAUGAGUGGCGGUGGCGGUGGCGGAGGCGGGAGGAGUAGUGGUGGGACAAGGUUUCCAUUCACGGCCUCGCAAUGGCAGGAGCUUGAGCAUCAGGCUCUUGUGUUCAAGUACAUGGUCUCUGGCAUGCCCAUUCCUCCAGAUCUCCUCUUCACCAUUAGGACAAGCCUCGAUUCCUCUCUCUCCUCAAAAUUCCUCAUCCACCAACCACAGCAUAUUGGAUGGAACAGCUUCCACAUGGGAUUCGGGCGGAAGAUCGACCCGGAGCCGGGGCGGUGCCGGAGGACGGACGGCAAGAAGUGGAGGUGCUCGAAGGAGGCGUAUCCGGAUUCGAAGUACUGCGAGAGGCACAUGCACCGGGGCCGAAACCGUUCAAGAAAGCCUGUGGAAAUUCCGUCGCCCACUUCCGCUGCCGCCGCGGCAGCCUCGUCGUGCCGUAACGUGUCGGCAUCCUCCUCGUCGACGGCUCCCAUUUCUUACCUCGCGUCCGCGGCCGCGGAAUCGCACUUUCUCUACCCGCAUUUCCCCUCUACCCGGCCUGCCGCGGAGAGCGCGAACUUUUUCCUCGAUUCGCACCCUCCGCUUAAAGACUGCAGGCUCGGGAUUAAAGGCGAAAGUGACUUUUUCUCGUCCGAGACAUUGAAACACAACAACAACACCGCGUACCACUCCGAUCAGAGCUACCGCCAAUACGAGCAAGACCGGUACUACACAUCGGAGGAGCGGCCGAAGAAAGUGAUGCACCAUUUCAUCGACGAGUGGGCACCGAAAGACACCGACACCACCGACGACAAAAUGCCGACGCACCUGUCUAUAUCGGUUCCGAAUUCGCUGCAUGACUUCUUUGUGACACAAAAAUGAGUGAAUGAAGGAAAUGGAGGGGAGUGGUGAGGGUGGUUGGGACACAGUUUUUAUUAGUUUUCCUUGAGUGGAAAGUGUAGUGUGUGGGAAUCUGUUGGAUUUUGGUAUUCUACAUUGUAAUAUUUGUUUGGUUUUGUGUUUCUCUCAUUAGUAUUUCUUGUUUGAAAGCCACCUGCCAA